CAACAUGUUCAACAAGGAGUUCCCCAGCCGUUCCUAUGAAGAUGACUCUAACAGGGAUAUUUCUUGUCCUUGCAGGGAUUAUCUACACAGAGGCGAAGUAUGUAGAUGUGAACAUUUUUCUGACUGUAUGCUCAGACUCAGAUGAAGAGAGCAUCUUUGACAUGAAUGGAGAAGAGAUAGGCCAUGCCGAUUUCAAGGCCAGAAACUUUGUAAUGACACUGCCUGAGUUUGCUGAACUAUUUACAUAUGGGAAGGACAUGUAUGAGGUUGCAGUCAAUAGCUGGCAAACCUGCAAGUAUAACUUGGCAUUAAGCAUAAAAAACAACAAGAACCCAGCAGUGGCAAAGGCCGCCCCCAUGACUUCCCUCUUCCCCAGAGACGAGGUGAAGGCGGGCACUGAGAACACGCUCACCUGCUACAUCACAGGUGUCUACCCUCCUCUGCUCAACGUGACAUGGACCAGGAACAACAAAGUCAUCAGUCAGGGAGUGAAAAACAGUCAACUACAUGCCAAUCUAAGAGAUGGCUCCUUCACCAUGUUCUCCACGCUGAGGUUCACCCCGGAGAAGGGGGACGUGUACAGCUGCACGGUGGAGCACUCGGCACUGGAGCAGCCCCUGACCAGAGAGUUCGAUGUGGAGGUGCCUGACCCCAGUCUUGGUCCAUUAGUGUUCUGUGUAGUGGGUCUGACGCUGGGAUCGCUGGGAGUGGCUGCCGGAACAUUCAUCCUCGUCCGCAGAGAAAACCGCACGUCCAGGGCUCUACGCUUGUACGGUCACUACGGUGUAGCAUUAACUUCUAUGAUUUAGGUAGCCUCCCGUGGCAUGGCAUUGUGAGUUGUCCUUUCACUUUUUCCUUGGUCAUGUUUAAUUGGCUGGGUGCUUAACUUACUCUGCCAUGACUUGUCUUGGAGUUUGGUAGCCUAUAUCUGUUAUAUUCAAUGAGUGACAACCAGUGCUCAAAAUAAAACGUUAUUCUCCUGAUAACGUUAGGGGAAUGGAUUUAAUGUGAACGUAGCCAUAAAAAGAGUGGCUAUACAGCGCAUAUUUGCGAUGAAAAUGUUCCGCCUUAAAAGCAGAUGUAGCCUACACCGAAACGUGGUUAAAUACGUCAUUUAGACAACAGAAUCAGUAGGAUGCCAUUUAUGUUUCAUAGAAGUCUACCAGGCCUAUGUCAAAUGCAGGCUCGGGUGAAGCUGGAAGUAAUUAACCACGGUUUCCAAACUGUGUUAAGCCUAUCAACCGUGAUAAUAAUAAUAUUUGAAAUGAACACGGUAAUUGUUAUAGUCAACAGUUUUAUCAUGGUUUACCGUUUCACCAGUAAUUGCUAGUCACCAACUGAUAACGAACAGAUUGAAAGAAGAAUGGAUUUGGAGUGACAUUUCUUGCGUGUGUGUGAGAGCGCGAAGUUGAUGCUGAAAGCUUGAGUGUCUAGCCAGGUGCGUAAGAGUUGUCAACUCUGUCAACAAAUUUGUAUACAGAUGCGCGAAAAUUGUACUAUACUUUGAUCCACUUGGUGUGGAUUCAUUUUAGGAGCAAAAUGCGAAUGAAAGGGUUGAAAUCAGUACUCGCAUGUGUGCGAGUAUUUAUUAUUUUAAAUUCGCACUAAUAUAUUUUUACUUGUUUUUGCAACGACCUGCUCGCAGUGUACAGCGCUGCGCAGGUCAAUUGGUCGAUUGUAAAAUACCCAUUCUAAAACAGAUAGUUCCGGUCCUUGAUUAUGAUUGGCUGAAUCACAUUCAAUGCCGUUAUAAAUUCCAACAUAACCACACACCUUGACCGCAUAUUAAAAAUAGUUCAGAAAGAACUUAGAAAAGAAAUCAGUAAGGAAAAAUAUAGGUAUAAAUGUGAAGUAGAAAAACAUUUUAGAACAGCAAGGUUGUAAGAUAAGCUAAGUAUGAAGAAAGUAAGCUCAGUUUGAAUAAAAAGAUAGGUCUGCAUGCACCUAUAGUGGCAACACUCAGUACCAGGGGCCAGACUCCAAAGUGUUGUGAAGUAUUUCUGAGGGAUUAGCACAAGUCAAGGCCACAUCAACUGGACAAUGUGCAACGCAUAACAACGUGCCUCUCCGCUCCACUACACUAAAAUAAUAUGACGAAGGUGUGGGAUGGCAUUAAGCUUAUGAGCGGGUAUGUAGGCAAGGGAAAACCUGAAAGGCAUCAACAUGGAAUAUGCAAAUGAUUUAAAUAAAUUGACUAAGGAAAGGGCCAAGCUGAGAGAGCAUUUGCUUAACACCACAGAAGGGGAUUGUACCCUACAAACUGAUGAACGUGAGGUGUGCAAUAUGUUUAGAAAGCGAAGGGCCUCCAAAGCAGCAGGUCCCGAUGGGCUUACACCGAAGGUGCUGAAAAGCUGCGCCUUUCAAUUAGCGAGCAUUUUAUCCACCAUGUAACGCUAUUAUUUUUCCCUUAAUGUUUUAAGCAAAAAGGUAAAAAAUCACCGCUCAUCCGUGUGAGGUGCAGGAUUAAGAGUGACUGGAUAUCUAAGAGAAGAAUCCGCACACUACAAGUCUUUGUGAAAGUAGCUUUACUGAUAGAUAGCUUUCGGUCGUUAGACCUUCUUCAGGCAGAGUGAAUCAUACAGACAACAGUGCUGAGUUAAUACACCUGGCUUGAUUGAAAACACCUGUGUCAAAAAAGCAUCAUGGGACAUGUGGUCUUUACAAGUCUCUGUAUGGAAAAACACUCUGUGUCAGUGAAGCAUCAUGGGUAGUGUAGUUUAGAUAAUACAUGAAACAUAUACAUACAAGAAAAAGAGAACAAGUCUAUGCCUUGUACACAUCAGGCGACAGCCAUCAUAAAACAAAGCACAAGCAGUUCAAAGUUAGGCUAUAUAAGCACACUCAUGUCAAAAUCCUCAUUUAGACCUGAUGGCUGUAGUGACUCUAAUUUAUAUAUCCAGAAGAGUUCCCGUUGACAUAACCUUCUGUCGACAUCACCCCCUCUGUGUAGGGUUAUCUGUUCUAUGCCUUGAAAUCUAAGGGAAGAGAUAGGGUGUGACAUAGCAUUAAAAUGGCAAGCAACAGGAUAAUUGGCAUCUUUUCGCCUAAUAGAACUUUUAUGUUCACUUAUUCUUUGUUUAAGGGGGCGGGUAGUUUUACCAAUGUAAAUUUUAUCACAUGGACAUUUUAGUAAAUUAAUUAAUGUUUUGCCUGAUUUAUGGAAGGUAUCCGGUAUCAUACCGGUACCUAAAAAGAAAAAGGUAGAGUGUAUGAAUGACCUGAGACCGGUGGCUCUAACCUCGGUCAUUAUGAAAGUGUGUGAAAUAAUUGUUUUAAAGAACUUAAACCACAUGUAGAAAAAUAUCCAUGUCAGUUUGCUUACGAGACAGGAAAGGGGGCAGAGGAUGCUAUUGUUUUCAACUUCAGAUUUACUCUCAGGACACUAAUGGCCACUGUGUUAAGAUUCUAUACUAUGACUUUAGCUCAGCUUUUAAUACCAUUCUCUGUUCUUCAGAGUCAAAGUGUAUGUACUUUAUGUUUUUAUUUGUCUACAGAUUUUAUUUGUUUCCUUGAUUUCUUUGUUGGUUGAUGACUGUAACUUUGAGUUCACGUUAAAAAGCUUCAGCUUCCUCAUACAGUACAAACGUGGACUCAGUUUGACCAGGAGUGAUGAAACAAGAACUCUCAUAAUUGUGUGUCUGUCUUAUGCUCAUUUAUUUGUUGUACUAUUUUUAAAUAUUCUGUGUCAGUGUCUGUAAUAGAGAAUGGAAACCGACUUCAGUGGCGCAAUGCAUUCUGGAACAAAAAGGGUGUUUUCCUCCAUUAUGUGAGGCCGCGGCGCGAAUUAUAAACAACAAACCUAUGGUAUUUUGAACACGAUCGGCUAGCCAAAACAAUAACACUAGAUGUAAACAUUUAGGGUACUAUACUAUGCUAAAAAUUAGUAGAUGUAUUAAUGGACCGUACAGAGACAAGCUCCAGCCGGACGCGAGGCCAGUGUUGGAAAAGUUCACUUUCUACAUGAACUAGUUCAGUUCAUCGUUCACAAAUUUUAAAAUGAACUAGGGGAGAGUGGGGGCAGUUGCACCACUUUUUACCUUUCCUUGUAUAUCUCAGAGACCGCUUUCAAUAGAAACACAAAAUUUGUAUAUGUUUAGCCCACAUCUGUCACCUAUCCAUACAUAAUUAUGCAACAUGUGUAAAUAUUAUAAUAUUGAAAUAAAUUACAUUUUAAUUGAGAGAGUGAAACGUUGCAACCGUCCCCACACAAGGGGACGGUUGCAACAGUCUUAAAAAUGACAAAAAUCACUCUUGAUUAUCAUUUAUUUUAUCUUUUUGAAACCACAGUUUGACUUCUCAGUAUUAAUUGAUGAAUUAAUUAAAGAAACAGACCUAACAAACACUCAGAACUGUUGUAACGCGCCAUCUUGACUUUGAAGAGUGUAAAAAAAAAACUUUUUUUAAUUUCAAUAAUUACAGUUCAUUUUGAUAGCUCAGCAUUAAUUAAUUAAAGAAAUAGGCCUAACAAAAUAGCCAUCUUGACUUUAUCAACAUCAGACAGAAAAUUACUCACUGUCUGAUUCACAGUUGUGGUAUACAUGAAUGGACCUUGGGGACAGUUGCAACAAAACGUUGCAACCGUCCCCACAGGGACAGUCAUUCUAAAACUAGCCAUACAAGCUUAGCACAUGUGUAAAAUGAGUUUCAUCAAAGAUCAUAAGGGCGGAGCAAGAUACUUCAUGAGAAGCCACUUCCUGGAACCCGAAUCGCAAGAGGGGGGGUCAAAAUCCCCCUUUAUGCAGAGCAGAGGCAGCAACUGUUCCAUUGAAGUCUAUGGACAUAGAUCAGAAUUUCAAAUACAUGCUAAGAUCUCCGCUCUCUAGAGUUAGAAAUGUGAAUUUUGGGCACGGUUUCAUGACCCUCAACCCCUUCUGACCACUCCAGGUGCAUUUUUAGCAUUUUUGAGCAUUCCAGUCUGGAGAAAAUCGACUUCAUAUCAGGUGUGCCCCUCUUGUUUAUUCUGCUGAUGUUGGCCGGUUGCUACGUACGCUCUACCUUGACAACACAUUAGCCAGCCAGCUGAACCAAAUCCUGAUUUGAGCUAACGACGAUCAGAUGGCGCUGGGGUAACUUGAGAGCAGCGACAUAUUUCCAUUAUUCCAUUGAUGUUUUUAUUCAAUUCCUUGAAAGUGUAGGCCUACAUGCUUUGUGUGUGUUACUUUCCAUAUUAGAAUUAAUAAAUGUAGAAGGCUUGAAAGAGCAGCAAGAUUAUUUUGGAACAUCAUCAAGCAACUGAUAGCAAUUGCAUUGAUAAUCGAGUGCUUGAUUAAAUACACCUGUGGAAAGGGACCUGAUGAAACUCAUGAAUACGUCAAUGACACGCAUGACACACCCCCUUUAUGCAGAGGAAGUGAUCCCCGUUUUGCGCCCAUAGACAUGAACUACGACGACGUAUCUUGCUACGCCUUAAGGAUCUUUGGUUUCAUCACUCUAGCUUGUUUCUGAUUGGAGAAAUCUACAGUGUUGCAACUGCCACACGUUGCAACUGCCCCCACUCUCCCUUAGUUCAGUUCAUAGUUCAUAAUUCCAAAUUAUGAACGAAGUUCACAGCUCCAAAAAAUGAACUAGUUCAGUUCAUUUUUUUCAAUAUGUUGCGAACCAUAGGCAUCUUUCAAAAUUGUUGCCACAGCCAGCAAAUAGCCUACUUCAUUAGUUUAACAUGAAAUAGCCAUUUUCAGACAGGUUUUACACAUUCUGCUAUAAUUGCUUGCCACAUUUCUGACGGUAGCGGAAAUUCAGACAUGAAGCAUGCGAAAUGUAUAGGCCUACGGCCUCCGUUUGUUCACAUCUAAUGUAGAAUUUCCAUCAAUUGGGCUUUGGUUGGCUGGGCAGAAAUGCGGCCGCGCUGUCAGAAGACUGUAGUUUUUACAGGAGGAUACCUUGCUGCAUUAGCUGCAGCGUUAGAGAUGCGGAGCCAUAGAGAUGGAACUGUUCACUGACAUAGGGUGCUUUAAAAGGCUCCCCGUAAUACUUCACUUGAUCAUCAAGUGCGAUUUUUCCACGAUUGCAUGCAUAGGUCUAGCAGCUGUGGCGGCAACAUUACGGAAACAUAGGUCGGCAGCAGGAAAAAUUCCGGUAGUAUACGGAAAUAUGAAUUCAGACAUAGAAUCUGGCAUAGACAAAGAAGCACACGCAACGGUUGGCAACACUUUAGUGCUAUUAACGGUGUGUUUUUUGCCCGAACCUAACGAAAUUAAAAAAAGAGUGAACGUGACGUUCACAGACACCAGAAUGAACGCGUUCACAGUAUCGUUCAUCAGGCAGAAAUACAGUUCGCUCAGUUCACGUUCACCAAAAUUAUGAACGAGUUCAUGAACUUUCGUUCAAUGAACGCGUUCAGGCACAACACUGCGCGAGGCAACGUGAUAUGGAAAAUAUAUCUUUGAUCGGUAACAUGGAUCCGUAUGACAUACUGUCUGGAGAGUGGAUGCGAGAUCCUGAAAGCAAUAAAAAGACACUCCGUUGUUGAUUUUUUUACCCUGACGAUCGGGGGCAUGGACGUUACAUCCAACAACACAACACGUUCGUCCCAUGAUGUGUGAAAAACAGGUGUUAGAAACAGCGAGUUAGCAAUGUUUACAAUGUUUACAAUCAUACAGCAUUGGCAGCAAUUGGCAGUAUAGCGUGCAAGAGGCCUCACUUAUAUCCCAGAGGCUACCGCGGCGCAAACCUCGCCCACGUCCGCCACGUCAUAUUCCCGUUCUCUAUUACCGGUGCAGGUAUGUCUUACCCUCUAUGGAGGUUAUUUUAUUUUUUAUUAUGUGUUUAAUGUGGGCAUGAUGGAGUGCACAGCAAUGUGUAAUUUCCAUAUAAAUGGAUGAAAUAAACUUUGACUUGACUUGA
Sardina pilchardus (European sardine) is the source of this 6843-nucleotide messenger RNA. RefSeq names its product H-2 class II histocompatibility antigen, A-U alpha chain-like. Gene Ontology annotation, biological process: antigen processing and presentation; immune response. The transcript is spliced from 4 exons. Gene Ontology annotation, cellular component: membrane; MHC class II protein complex. The record is from RefSeq and is a predicted model, not a curated record. Lineage: Eukaryota; Metazoa; Chordata; Actinopteri; Clupeiformes; Clupeidae. The coding region runs from base 36 to 809 and encodes 257 amino acids.